Molecule: messenger RNA, 456 nt
Organism: Impatiens glandulifera
Lineage: Eukaryota; Viridiplantae; Streptophyta; Magnoliopsida; Ericales; Balsaminaceae
Product: probable LRR receptor-like serine/threonine-protein kinase At3g47570
Exons: 1
Coding region: 1-456 (151 amino acids)
Biological process (GO): protein phosphorylation
Molecular function (GO): ATP binding; protein kinase activity
Source: RefSeq, a predicted model, not a curated record
AUGGAAUCCACCACUUCAGAAUUGCUGCCCAAGGAGUCUUUUGUGCAAAUAUCCUACGGCGAGCUCCUCAAUGCAACGGAUAGGUUCUCUUCCAGCAAUUUGAUUGGUGCUAGCGGUUUCGGCUUCGUCUAUAGAGGAGCUCUUGAUCAGAUCGGAGAUGUUGAGAUCAAAGUACUUAACCUUGUAAACCCAGGUGCCACGAGGAGCUUCAUUCAAGAAUGUAAAGCGUUAAAGAAUAUUAGACACCGGAACCUGGUCAAGAUCGUAACAUGUUGUUCAAGCAUUGAUUUUCAAGGUAACGAAUUUAAAGCUAUAGUUUACAAACUCAUGAUGAAUGAGAAUCUGAAGAAAUGGUUGUAUCCAUCUCAACAAACUAGUAGGUCUGAGUUCAAUCUACUCCAGCGUUUAAGAGUUGCGAUUGAUGUGGCUUCUACACUCGAUUACCUUCAUUAUUAG